This is a messenger RNA of Phlebotomus argentipes, 561 nucleotides long. Its product is annotated as AT-rich interactive domain-containing protein 2-like. Gene Ontology annotation, molecular function: DNA binding. Bases 1 to 561 code for a protein of 186 amino acids. The record is from RefSeq and is a predicted model, not a curated record. Gene Ontology annotation, cellular component: SWI/SNF superfamily-type complex. Lineage: Eukaryota; Metazoa; Arthropoda; Insecta; Diptera; Psychodidae. The transcript is spliced from 3 exons.
AUGACCAUUACCGAGACAAAUCAAGCGAGUAUAUCACAGUUGACAAAUGGUGAUGAUAAUUCCAAGAGCAACGCCACCAGCAAGGGCGAGAAGACCCCGACAAAAGGGGAGGAUGCAAAGUCUGGCGACGACGAAGAACGACUUCGGAAGGAGUUUGUGAAGGAAUUACAGCUUUUCCAUGAGAAUAAAGGGACGCCAUUCGCCAGAUUCCCCAAGAUAAGCGGGAAAGAAGUGGAUUUAUACAAAUUGUACGUCGAAGUAACGAGUCGCGGGGGUUGGCUCAAGGUCAAUCAGCGGAAUGACUGGGACGAGGUUUUGGAGGAGGUUGGCUUCCCCAAUUCGAUUGUCAAUGCGCCUGUGGCUAUCAAGUACAUCUACCUGAGAUAUCUCGACCGCUAUGAGAAGCUGCACUUUCACGGGGAGGAGACAGAGCGGGCGGAUGACGAAGAUGACGAGAACAGGCACAAGCGGUGGAACGCCAGACUUCUGCACAAUGUUCCCACGAACUACAACUACCAUCAGCACAGUGUUUCAGGUAGUUUUACCGCCGUUUUCCUAUAG